AUGAGCUCGAGUAUGCAGGAAGGGAUGACAAGCAGUUUAGCUCAAGGAUCCUCUCGAGGGAGCGUCGUGGCCGCCGGGGCGUCCUUCAGGGUGUACUACAGCCUCGGCGCCGGCACCGUGCCGUUCGUCUGGGAGACCAAGCCCGGCACGCCCAAGCGCCCCAUCGACCAUGUCGCUGGCACCGACGACGCGCUACCGCCGAUCACACCACCGCCGUUGUACCAGUCCAAGACCAUGAGGAGGUGCCCGAGCACAAGGAAGUCAUCUUCUUGCUGGCCUCCCCGGAUGACGAGCUGGCUAAACAUCAGGACCCGACGUCGUCGUCCAAUCGCGACACCCGGCUUCCACCAGACCGCGGCGUCGAUGAUCAACGGCUACGGUAGCGGAUUGCCAUCCUUGGGUGCUUCUGAGCCCGGCAUGGACAAUUAG
This is a messenger RNA of Triticum turgidum subsp. durum (durum wheat), 429 nucleotides long. The record is from the annotation of a GenBank genome assembly. Lineage: Eukaryota; Viridiplantae; Streptophyta; Magnoliopsida; Poales; Poaceae.